UUUAGCAAAGAAUCAUUCAGGACAGAUUGAGCACAUUUGAGGUUUAGAGACACAGGAAAAGACAUCUCGCAAGUUUUUUGGUAGAGGAGAACUGUUUGUGGCUGUCAGGAAAGAUCUCAACAGAUAGUCUAUUUCUAAACUGCGGUUCACUUCCUCUUCGUGCAUUCUGCCCAUUUGACUUCACUACAGCGCAUGGAGAUCAUGCGAUGUUCAUUGUUUUUCUUGUGAAGAGUGAUGCGGUUGUCAGUCAAACGGGUAGUUGUACUCCUGCUAACCGUGUUCGGAGCGUGGACUCUUACUAGGACUUUAUAUCGAGUGCUGGCAUGCCAAGGAGAGCUUCCCAGAACUCAUAUGGUGUCUGUACGGUCUCGAAACUGGAACCAGACACAGUAUCGGUAUAAUCAGAACACCCCAAUAGUGUUUGUGGGUGGUGUUCCACGAUCAGGGACCACUCUGAUGCGUGUCAUGCUCGACGCCCACCCUGACAUCCGCUGCGGGGAGGAGACGCGGGUGAUCCCUAGGAUGCUGGCCCUGCGGCAGGCAUGGGGAAGGCAGGACUCGGGCGAACGCUGGGCUCUGGAGGACGAGGGAGUCAGUCAAGAGAUGCUGGACGCUGCAACCACUGCCUUCCUCCUGGAGGUCAUCGCACGUCAUGGAGAACCCGCACGAGUGCUGUGCAAUAAAGACCCCUUUACACUGAAGAGCGCAGUUUAUCUGUCACACAUUUUCCCCAACUCGAAAUUCCUGCUAAUGCUCAGAGAUGGUCGAGCGUCAGUUCACUCUAUGAUCUCCAGACGAGUGACUAUCUCUGGCUUCAACCUGUCCAGCUACAGGGACUGUCUGACUAAAUGGAGCAAUGCUAUUGAAGUGAUGCUCUCCCAGUGUAUGGCUGUAGGCCAAAGACGGUGUAUGGUGGUCCGCUAUGAGGAUCUGGUGCUGCAGCCACGAGCCACCAUGCAGCGUGUGCUUCAUUUUCUCAAAUCCCCGUGGCAUGAAGGGGUGCUUCACCAUGAGGAGGCCAUCGGACGGCCAGGAGGGGUAUCACUGUCUCGAACCGAACGCUCCACGGAUCAAGUGAUCAAACCAGUUAACCUGGAAGCUCUCACACGAUGGGUCGGCCACAUCCCAGCAGACGUCCGGGUGGACAUGGAGAAGAUCGCUCCAAUGCUCCGUAAACUGGGCUACAACCCCAACGCCAAUCCCCCAGACUAUGGUCCACCAGAUCCCGAAGUGAUCAACAAUACUCAAAGGGUAUUGAGAGGAGAUUUUAAAACUCCUACAAACCUGAAAAGAUGGGCACAAGUAUCUCCAAAGAUAAAUUCUAAAGGAGGAAGAAACUGAACAGCGUUCUGCAUUGAUUGCAAUAUGUUC
This is a messenger RNA of Rhinichthys klamathensis goyatoka, 1371 nucleotides long. It is a transcript of the gene tpst2, whose product is annotated as tyrosylprotein sulfotransferase 2. NCBI's taxonomy places the organism in Eukaryota, Metazoa, Chordata, Actinopteri, Cypriniformes, Leuciscidae. Gene Ontology annotation, biological process: peptidyl-tyrosine sulfation. The transcript is spliced from 6 exons. The record is from RefSeq and is a predicted model, not a curated record. Bases 235 to 1341 code for a protein of 368 amino acids. Gene Ontology annotation, cellular component: Golgi apparatus. Gene Ontology annotation, molecular function: protein-tyrosine sulfotransferase activity.